This is a messenger RNA of Ostrinia nubilalis (European corn borer), 17406 nucleotides long. It is a transcript of the gene kl-2, whose product is annotated as dynein axonemal heavy chain 2. Gene Ontology annotation, molecular function: dynein light intermediate chain binding; ATP binding; ATP hydrolysis activity. Gene Ontology annotation, cellular component: dynein complex. The record is from RefSeq and is a predicted model, not a curated record. Lineage: Eukaryota; Metazoa; Arthropoda; Insecta; Lepidoptera; Crambidae. Gene Ontology annotation, biological process: microtubule-based movement. The transcript is spliced from 99 exons.
CAUUGGCUGUUAUUUGUUGAAAUAUUUUAAUUUAAAUAACUUUGUCAUAGAAGUUAACUAAGCAUUAAUUCAGUGUUAAGUGCGUGUUAGUUGUUAGUGCCGCCAAAAUGGCGGAAGGCGGUGCAAAAAAGAGGGCCAAAGUCGCUUGGAGCGAUGACCUGAGUCAUGAUUCAGAGGAAGAACGAGAACGGGAACGCCUAGCCCAACUCGAGCGGGAGCUCGCAGAGACCCCUGUCAAACCCACAUAUUCUCCCGAAGAGCUAGAGAAGCUGGUCGGCUUCAUCAUGAGGAUGACCACUCUCUACGAUCUCCGCGACGAGGACUGGAACGAUGAGGCCAAGCAAGGCAUAGAGGACUGGCUGAUGGAGCCGCGAGCCCUCAUCCUCUCAGUAUACUUCAGAGGCGACAAACUCAAAGCCACCAGCGACAUCCCUCUCACCCCAGUCUUUGACUUGACAUACUUCAUCAGGGCACCCGACUUCAUCUUCAAGAUAGAAUCGUUCCACGACGAUAUUAUUUUCGGCACAUUCGUGGAUUCUGUUGAAUCCAACAUUAUACAGAUAUUGGAGUUCGUUUAUGCUCCUUACUUUUUUGCUAUCACUUCUUGGCCAGACAGUGUGAAAAGUGAAUUUUGCUCCCAUAUUCACACAUUCCUCGCUAAACUAACCGACAUGUAUUACAAAAUGUUGGGUUUGACUGUCCUCUACAUACCGCGAGAAGGGCAGCAGCUGACAUUCGAAAAGGCCAGUGCUGACCGUGAGCUGGUGAAGAGAUUAGAAGGUGUAGUGGUCUACUGGACACACCAGAUUAAAUCCUGUCUGGAAGACCAAGCGUUCGUCGCUUCACAGGACGAAUUGCUGUGUCCCAGCGAUGAAUAUGACUUUUGGAUUUACAGACAUGAAAACUUGAGCGCAUUGCGUCAUCAACUGAAGAACCCGGCUGUAAGGCACAUAACGAAAAUUCUUGUCACCACACAUUCAACUUUUAUCCACCAGUUUCAAUCUCUAUGCGAUGAAAUAAUUCAAAAGGUCAACGAAGCCACUUCCAACAUUGAAUUCCUUCAAGUGAUAAAGCAACCUUGUGCUAUUCUGGAAUGCGUGGUAGAUCCUGAUGAAAUUGCUAAACAUAUUCCACAAAUUAUCAAUCUGUUUAGAUUUAUAUGGAUGGAAUCACCUUACUAUAAUUCUGAAGCCCGCAUCACAAAUCUUUUCAAGGCGUUGAGCAACCAGAUCAUUAUCCUCUGCAGAACAUACAUAAAGCUGGAUGAGCUUUUCGAUGGCGAGACGAAGAAAGCAUUGGGAGAGUUCAGUAAAUGUAUCGAUUGCUGCAAGAAAUAUCGAGAGAUCUAUGACGUCAUGGCUGAAGCUCACAACGAUAUUAAUCCGGGCAGUUGGGAAUUAGAUACUGGGUCGAUCUUCAAUUACAUUGAUUCGUUUGUGCAGCGAUGUUUCGAUAUGCUGGAUGUAUGUAAUUGCAUGAUCAUAUUUGGGCGCAUUGAUGAGCUGGAGAACAUAAACAAGCCGAUGUUUGGGGGUGCUCGCGGUGACCAAUUUGAAGCAAAGUGCGACCAGAUUGAGCACAUGUUCUAUGACGCUUUGGAAAACGUCAAGAGCGUGGCCUCCACGAUUCUGGAUGUCCAGGCACCUUCGUGGUAUGACGACGUGUUGCAGUUCAGAACCGUUGUAAAGGAUAUUGAGACAAUAAUAGAGAACCUUGUGGAAUCGGUCUUUGAAGGAGUAAAUCACGUGGAAGAAGCCGUCAUUGCUUUAUACUCCUUAAGCAACUACUCCAAGAGAAAGAACUUGAAGCGCAUUUUCAAACGAAAGACUGCUGAGGUCUGGGCAAUGUUCAGUGACGAAGUACAAGAGGCCAAAAAGGACAUGGUGUCCACACGCAGUCAGCACCCAGCUGAUCUGCCUUCCUUUUCGGGAAGAGCCGUAGUACUACGAAUGAGGAAGAACAGGCUGGUGUAUUUGAAGAAGAUAAUGACUGAUGCAUCAGUAUGGUUGCUGCCGUGCAGCAAUUCUGAGGAUGUGAUUAUGCACGUCAACAGACUUAUGGGAGCUAUAGACGUCGCUAUAAGAGAACUGUGGAUUUCUUGGACGCAUAAUUUGGACGAAAAAUGUGGAGCAGGACUCAAUAGAACACUGAUGAGAAAAAGCGUCGAGAACCCAGGGUUAAUGGAAUGCAACAUUGAUGUGAACAUACUAGAACUAGGAAAGGAAGCAGCUCAUUGGGAAAAUCUAGGACUUGAUAUUCCUAUGCAUGCCUACGCGGUUUACGCAAAAAUGAAGACUGUGCUUUAUGUGUAUGAAAGCGUAUUAGCUGUUGUUAAAGGAUACAACAAGAUUCUGGACUCGCUUUCAGACGAAGAGCGGUUGUUAUUCAAGCCUCUGACAACGGCAUGUGAGAAAAAAGUGCAACCAGGAAUAACAAAGUUAACAUGGACUUCAACAAUGUCUGAUGCUUACAUUGCUGAUUGUGUCACACAAAUAGGAGAAUUACAAGAUUUUUUGACGACAUACAAGAAUUGCAACGUUAAUUUAGUUAAAAUCAUGGAAAAAAUCUGUGACACACCAUUAGCAGAGUUUGAUAUUUACAAUGUCUUUGAGAUAUCGGUUCUAAGGGACAAAAUACGUGUUAUGGAAGCAGUAGCUACUGAAAAAAUCUUGGAAAUGUACAAAGAAAUCAUUACCUAUCUUGUUAUAGUGUAUGAAGGCUUUGAAUCGUUUAUAUCACAGAUGGCAGAACACUGGAUAAAAUAUGUUCGACGAUUUGACCGCUUGCUAGAAGAUGCUUUGAGAUUAGCUAUAAAGGCCACUAUGCAAAAUAUGUACAAAUGUGUACACGGCGAUGGUACAAUGGCGCCAUCACCUCUAAUAAAAAUGAAUUUGUAUUUAGUUGGAAAAGAGAUAGUUUAUCUUCCAAAUAAAAAUGAGAUCUAUGAUACUUUUACGACUCUUUUGGAAGAAAUUGUACACAUCAUGAGUACAAUCCCAAGAUUAUUUGAAAAAUUCGCACUACCAGCUGGAGGAUUGAAAAGAUUUAUGGAAGUUAUACAAACUGAGCCCGAUUGCAAUAAGCUGCAAUCAUUAAUUGAUGCUGAGAUCGAUUAUAAUAUUAAUCUGGUUCAUGAACAUAUUCGUAUGUGGGAUCCAUACUCUCAUAUUUGGAAAGUAGAUAAAGAUGAGUACAUGAUAAAGUACCGCGAAGAAGGGCAUACUGCUGCUGAAUUUGAUGCCUUAAUAAUAAAUUAUAGUGAUUUAGCUAAUACAGUGCAGAUACAAGAAACUGUGAAUCAGAUUCAUUUCAUUACACUUAAUUCAAGUGAGCUAAAAAAGUCGAUAAUAGCUCACUGUUUGGUGUGGCAGACGAAGCUUGGAGAACUCUUACGCAAAAUCACUGAAUCAGACAUUGAUGUUGUUUAUGCAUACGUUGAAAAAAGCAGUGAAGAUGCAAUGAAGAUGCCGGCUGACUUGAAGGAACUUUCAUCUGCAAUGGCUACUUAUGAGCGACUAAUGUCUGACAUCAGUAGAUUUGAACAAACUUUUCCUCCUAUUACCGAUAAGAUGAUGACUUUAGCUAAGUUUGAAGUGGAAUUAAGUUCAGAUAUGAAAGAAAGGCAUGAAAAUAUUCCAGUAAUCUGGUCUGAAUAUUUGGUGCUUUUGGAAGAAGCUAAGAAAGCUCUGGAAAUGAAUAAAGAUAAGUUUAAAGCUGAACUAUUAGAGCAAGCUGAGGUGUUCAAAGAAGCUGCAAAAGAUUUUUGUGAAGAUUUCUAUAAAUCAGCACCUUGUAGCUCUGAUGUCAGUGGCAAGGAUGCUGUGGCACAACUGAAAGCAUUUAGAGAACAGUUGAAUGCACUGCGAGCACAAGAACAACAAAUUCGCGAUGGACUAGCUGUUUUUAACUUAACGACUCCAGUGAAUCUGGAUCUACAGAAAAUGGAAAAGGAGCUGGAGAAGUUGGAAGAAGUUUGGGGCUUGGUAUUCCAAUGGGAGGAUUCCUGGGAGAGAUAUAAAACACAAACUUUCUGGGAAAUGGAGACAGAUGAAAUGGAGGAAAAUGUUAUGUUCUUGUUUAGGAACUUUAAUCGGCUUUCACGGCAGCUUAAGGAUAAAGGCUGGGAUAUCAUUGACACUACCAGAGUUAAGGUGGACGCCUUUAGAAGAACUUUGCCACUUAUUGGUGAUUUAAAAAAUCCUUGCAUGAGAGAACGUCAUUGGGAUAGAAUUAAAACUUUAAUGGGAGUAGAAUUUGACCAAAAUUCUGAAGAUUUCAAGCUCGAGCUUAUUAUGCGUCUUAACUUCCAAGCCUAUGCGGAAGAUAUUGCUGAAAUAUCAAAUGCUGCUACUAUGGAAUUGAACAUUGAGAAUGGUCUCAAAGCUAUUAGGGAAGUUUGGAGUAACACUACUUACGAAAUGCAACACCACAGGGGCGAUAUGUAUAAGAUUAAAAACGUAGAAGACGUUAUGCAGUUCCUCGAAGAUCAUCAAGUACAACUAUCAUCCAUGAAGUCAACUAAGUAUGUCGAGCCUUUUAUAAAAGAGGUAGACUAUUGGGAGAAAUCCUUAGGAUAUGUUGCAGAAUGCAUUGAGAUUUCACUACAAGUACAACGACGAUACCUCUACCUUGAAAGCAUCUUCAGUGGCGAAGAUAUACGGAAACAGCUACCUAAUGAAGUUAAAAUAUUUGACGCUUUGACCGAUGAUUGGACAGAAAUUACUAGCAAUAUGUAUGCUGGAAAAAAUGCCAUUGAAGCUUGUCUGUAUAAACCUGCUCCAUACGUAUACAAUAAAUUGAACACAAUGGUCGAUAAUCUCGAUGGAAUAUUAAGAGCUUUGGAAAAAUACCUUGAAACCAAAAGACAACUUUUUCCGAGAUUUUACUUUAUUUCUAACGAUGACCUUCUAGAAAUUCUAGGCAAUUCUAAGAAGCCGCAACUAAUUCAAGUUCAUUUAAAAAAGCUUUUUGAUAAUGUAAAUAAAAUUAGGAUUGAUAAGAAUGCCUUAGGCCUCCCUGUGGCGAAAGCCAUGAUGUCUGACGACGGGGAGUGUAUUGAGUGGAAGUACAACCUGGUGCUGGAUGGCCCGGCUGAAGUGUGGCUGCUAGGCCUGGAGCACCUCAUGAGGGUGGUGCUCAGAGAGCAAUUGAUUCUAACUCGCGCCGCUCUUAGGAAGUGUCGGUAUCAAAGAGAGCAAUGGAUCAAUGACUGGCCUGGGCAGCUAGGAAUUACGUGCAGCAAGAUUCAGUGGACAUCUGACUGUACAAGAACUCUCUGCCGCUGCGAGCUUAUGGGCGAGAAGAAACCCCUGAAAAAGCUUCGCAAGAAGCAGAAUCAAAUUCUGAGCACAUUGCAAAUGAUGUCAAGGAAAGAAAUACCUAAAAUUCUUAGAGCUAAAGUCAAUGCUCUUUGUGUGAUAGAAAUUCAUUCCAGGGAUACUGUUGAUAGAAUGUACAAAAUGGGGUGUAUGCACGUGAGCGCAUUCGAGUGGUUCUCCCAGCUGAAGUUCUACUGGGACCGCGAGCGGGAAGACUGCUACAUUAGGCAGACCAACACCAACUCGAUAUACACGUACGAGUACAUCGGCAACUCGGGACGACUUGUCAUCACACCUUUGACUGAUCGAUGCUACAUAACCCUGACGACGGCUCUGCAUUUAUUCCGCGGCGGGAGCCCCCAGGGCCCCGCCGGCACCGGCAAGACGGAGACCACCAAGGACCUCGGCAGGGCCCUGGCCAGAUGGGUGGUGGUCACCAACUGCUCAGACGGCCUCGACUACAAGUCCAUGGCUAAGUGCUUUUCUGGCAUCGCCCAAAGCGGGUGCUGGGGCUGCUUCGACGAGUUCAAUCGCAUCAAUAUCGAGGUGCUGUCGGUGGUGGCUCAGCAGAUCCUGGCGCUUCUGCUGGCUUUGUCGCUGUUCCUCAAGCGCUUCGUCUUCGAAGGCUGCGAGAUCAAGCUGGACGGGAACUGUGGGAUCUUCAUCACUAUGAAUCCUGGCUAUGCCGGGCGUACGGAACUGCCUGACAAUCUGAAGUCGAUGUUCCGGCCCAUUGCUAUGUGCGUGCCGGACUCGCUCAUCAUCGCCGAGAACACAUUAUUUUCCGACGGAUUCACGGCGUAUAAGAUCAACGCCAAAAAGGUGUUCACGCUGUACCAGCUGGCGAUGCAGCAGCUGUCCAAGCAGGACCACUACGACUUCGGCCUGCGCUCCAUGGUGGCGCUCCUACGGUAUGCCGGCGUCAAGCGCCGCGCCUACCCCAACCUGCCCGAGCAAGAGAUGGUUAUUCUGGCCAUGCGCGACAUGAACGUGGCGCGACUGACGGCGAAGGACGUGCCUCUGUUCGACGGCAUCAUGCAGGACAUCUUCCCCGAGGUGGCCGUGCCCACGCUCGACUACGACAUGCUGGAAGCCGCCAUCAGCGCUGAGAUGCGCCUGGCCGGGCUGCAGCCGAUGCGCGCCGCGCUGCUCAAGGUCAUCCAGGCCUUCGAGACUAAGAACUCCCGGCACUCAAGUAUUCUCCUCGGCGACACCAAUACCGCCAAGUCUGUAUCCUGGAAAAUGCUGGCAGCGACACUUAGCCGACUGCAUCGAGAGAAGGUUCCCGGCUUUGAAAACGUGCAGCUUCAUCCAAUGAACCCCAAGGCGUUAACCCUGGGUGAACUCUACGGGGAAUAUAACCUGGCUACCGGCGAGUGGAAGGAUGGCGUGCUGUCGUCCAUCAUGAGGACUACUUGCCAAGAUGAGUCCCCUGACCAGAAGUGGAUCAUAUUUGAUGGGCCAGUUGACGCUAUUUGGAUCGAGAACCUCAACUCUGUAAUGGACGACAACAAGCUGCUGACUUUAGUCAACAGCGAGCGGAUUUCUAUGCCUCCACAGGUGUCUCUCCUGAUCGAGACGCUGGAUCUUGCGGUGGCAUCGCCAGCCACCGUGUCUCGUAACGGCAUGGUGUACAACGACUACAAGGACUGGGGCUGGUGGCCCUUCGUCAACUCCUGGCUGGAUACCAUUGACGACCCCGAGUAUAAGGAGAAUCUUCGACGCCAUUUCCUCAACAUCCUGACGCCAGUUUUGGAGCUGAAGCGCCUCGCUUUGGUAGAGGGCCAGAGCGUGCGCGGCCAAGAACUCACAGGAGUGCGGUCCAUGUGUCGCUUGCUGGGCCAGUGGCCCGCGCCCGGCCCUCCGGGACCAGAGGAAGAAGACAACGAGACCUUCUCCAAGAUGCGGUUCCUGUUCGCCAUGAUCUGGUCAGUGUGCGCUACGCUGGAGGACGAGCCGCGGCGCAAGCUGGACAACUGGGUGCGCGAGCACGAGGGCGUGUUUCCGCUGAAGGACACGGUGUACGACUACUACGUGGACGAGCGCCUGCGCCAGUUCAAGUGCUGGGAGGAGCGGCUGCCCGACAACUGGCGGUUUAACCCGGCGCACGGGUUCCACAACAUCUUGGUGCCCACAUUGGAGUUCAUCCGGGUGCAGAUAGUGGCCCUGGACAUGCUAAAGAAUGGCUACGGAGUUCUCAUUGGAGGUCCCACUGGGACUGGGAAAACUUUCCUCAUCCAGGGGACGCUAGCUAAUUUGGAUCCUAGCAAGUACAGUCAGCAAGUAAUUAAUAUGUCGGCGCAGACCACAGCGGCCAACGUCCAGGAUAUCAUUGAAGCGCGUCUCGAAAAACGGACGAAGGGGAACUACGUGCCCGCGGGGGGCAAGAAGAUGAUAGCGUUCAUGGAUGACAUCAACAUGCCGGUACGCGAUGAAUACGGCUCGCAGCCGCCGCUGGAGCUGACGCGGCUGUGGCACGACUACGGCUACUGGUUCGACCGCGCCAAACAGUGGCGGAAGAACGUCAAGGGCAUGGUGCUAUGCGCGGCGGCCGGCCCGCCAGGGGGCGCGCGCUCGCCUUUACCGCCGCGGCUGCUGUCGUGCUUCCACGCCUUCUACCUCACGGCGCCCACGCACCAGAUGCUCAUCAAGAUCUUCGGCACCAUGCUGGGUCAACACCUCAGCGAUUUUGAUGAGGAGACCAACUCGCGACGUGACGUGACGUCACACGCGGCUGCUGUCGUCCACGCCUUCCUCACGGCGCCCACGCACCAGAUGCUCAUCAAGAUCUUCGGCACCAUGCUGGGUCAGCACCCCAUCGACUUUGAUGAGGAGACCAAGUCUUGCGGUGACUCGCGACGUGACGUGACGUCACACGCGGCUGCUGUCGUCCACGCCUUCUACCUCACGGCGCCCACGCACCAGAUGCUCAUCAAGAUCUUCGGCACCAUGCUGGGUCAACACCUCAGCGAUUUUGAUGAGGAGACCAAGUCUUGUGACGCGGCUGCUGUCGUGUUCCACGCCUUCUUCACGGCGCCCACGCACCAGAUGCUCAUCAAGAUCUUCGGCACCAUGCUGGGUCAGCACCUCAGCGAUUUUGACGAAGAAACCAAGUCUUGCGACGCGGCUGCUGUCGUGUUCCACGCCUUCUACCUCACGGCGCCCACGCACCAGAUGCUCAUCAAGAUCUUCGGCACCAUGCUGGGUCAACACCACAGCGAUUUUGACGAAGAAAUCAAGUCUUGCGUUGACGUGACGUCAGACGCGGCUGUUAUAGUGUUCCACGACUUCCUCACGGCGCCCACGCACCAGAUGCUCAUCAAGAUCUUCGGCACCAUGCUGGGUCAACACCACAGCGACUUUGAUGAGGAGACCAAGUCUUGUGACGCGGCUGCUGUCGUCCACGCCUUCUACCUCACGGCGCCUACGCACCAGAUGCUCAUCAAGGUCUUCGGCACCAUGCUGGGUCAACACCACAGCGACUUUGAUGAGGAGACCAAGUCUUGUGACGCGGCUGCUGUCGUCCACGCCUUCUACCUCACGGCGCCUACGCACCAGAUGCUCAUCAAGGUCUUCGGCACCAUGCUGGGUCAACACCUCAGCGAUUUUGACGAAGAAACCAAGUCUUGCGCUGCUGUCAUCCACGCCUUCCUCACGGCGCCCACGCACCAGAUGCUCAUCAAGAUCUUCGGCACCAUGCUGGGUCAACACCUCAGCGAUUUUGACGAGGAGACCAAGUCUUGUGUUGACGUGACGUCACACGCGGCUGCUGUCGUCCACGCCUUCUACCUCACGGCGCCCACGCACCAGAUGCUCAUCAAGAUCUUCGGCACCAUGCUGGGUCAACACCUCAGCGAUUUUGGCGAAGAAACCAAGUCUUGCGGCAAAGUGGUGCUUAUAGCCACGAUAGACAUGUUCAAUAACAUCGUGGCCAAACUCCUGCCCACACCGAGCAAGAUGCACUAUCUGUUCAACUUGCGAGACAUUUCCAAGAUUUUCCAGGGAUUGCUUCGAAGCAACAAGGACUAUACUAACACCAAGCCUCGUUUCCUGCGGCUAUGGAUCCACGAGUGCUUCAGAGUGUUCUGCGAUCGGCUGACUGAGGAGAAGGACCGCGACUGGUUCAUGAACCACAUGGGCGACAUGCUGGGCAAGCACUUCGAGCUGACGUUCCACGCGCUGUGCCCGUCCAAGAGCCCACCCAUCUUCGGACACUUCCUCAACCCAUUCGAGGUCUAUGACGACCUGAAUGACCCUGCUGCUCUGAGGAGGUAUAUCGCCAACCAGAUGGAAGAGUACAACAGUUGUCCGGGUGUGGUCAAAAUGGACCUCGUACUGUUCAAGGAUGCGAUAGAACACAUCUGCCGCAUCGUGAGAGUCGUCUCGCAGCCGAGAGGCAACGUUCUAUGCGUUGGAAUAGGUGGUUCGGGUCGACAGAGUUUGACGCGCGUGGCGUCAUACAUCUGCGAGUGCAAUUCCUUCCAGGUGGUCGUCACGAAGACCUACGGCAUCAAGGAGUUCAGGGAAGACCUCAAGAUACUGUACACAUCGUGUGGCGUGGACUCCAAGAAGACGACGUUCAUCUUCUGCGACACGCAGAUCGCGGAGGAGUCGUUCACAGAGAUCAUCAACAAUCUGCUCAGUAGCGGAGAGAUCACCAACUUAUACAAGCCCGAUGAGUUUGAGGAUAUAAAGCAAGGCCUGGAGAAGCCGAUGAAGAACGCCAACAUAGUGCAGUCUGCGGAGGCGGUAUACUUGUUUCUGGUGGACCGCGUGCGCGCCAACCUGCACAUCGUGCUGUGCUUCAGCCCCAUCGGGGACGAGUUCAGGAACCGCAUCCGUCAAUACCCCGCGCUAAUCAACGCGACGACAACUAAUUGGUUCCUGGAGUGGCCGCGCGAGGCGCUGCUGGAGGUGGCAUACAAGUUCCUUGAGGGCGUGGAGUUACUGGCCUCUAUUACUGGGCCUAGGAUUCGCAGAAAAGAAUCCCUGAUCGAAAGUCGCGAGGAUAUACUCCGGGCGUCGGUAGCAUCCAUCAUGUCGCUCAUCCACUCUUCCGUGGGCAAGUACUCCGUCAAGAUGUGGCAGGAAAUGCGCCGCACCAACUACGUCACGCCCACUAACUAUCUAGAGCUGGUGUCGGGGUAUAAAGAAAUGUUGAAGAUGAAGAGGUACGAGGUGGCGCUGCAGGCCAACAAGCUGCGCAACGGGCUCGGCAAGGUUGAGGAGACCACCAAGCUCGUGGGUCAAAUGUCGGAGGAAUUAGCCGUAGCGCAGGUCCAAGUGGCAGAUUACACGGAGCAGUGCAUAGAAUACAUGGGCGUGAUCAACGCGCAGCAACGCAACGCCGACGAGCAGCAGCGAAGCGUAGCAGCCCGCAGCAAGAAGACCAUGGAGGAGGAAGUGCAGUGCAAGAAACUGGCCGACGCCGCGCUGCGCGACCUGGCUUCCGCCAUGCCCGCGUUGGAGGAGGCCGUCAAGCGCAGCGUAGCAGCCCGCAGCAAGAAGACCAUGGAGGAGGAGGUGCAGUGCAAGAAGUUGGCCGACGCCGCGCUAGUUGACCUCGCUUUUGCCAUGCCCGCGCUCGAGGAGGCCGUCAAGGGCAGGGUAGCAGCCCGCAGCAAGAAGACCAUGGAGGAGGAGGUGCAGUGCCAGAAGCUGGCUGAUGUUACGCUGCGUGACAUCGCCUCCGCCAUGCCUGCGCUCGAGGAGGCCGUCAAGGGCAGCGUAGCAGCCCGCAGCAAGAAGACCAUGGAGGAAGAAGUGCAGUGCAAGAAAUUGGCUGAUGUCGCGCUGCGUGACCUGGCCUCCGCCAUGCCCGCGCUCGAGGAGGCCGUCAAGCGCAGCGUAGCGGCCCGUAGCAAGAAGACCAUGAAGGAGGUGCAGUGUAAGAAGCUGGCUGAUUCCGCGCUGCGUGACCUCGCCUCCGCCAUGCCCGCGCUCGAGGAGGCCGUCAAGCGCAGCGUGGCUGCCCGCAGUAAGAAGACCAUGGAGGAGGAGGUGCAGUUCAAGAAACUGGCUGAUGUUGCGCUGCGCGACCUGGCCUCCGCCAUGCCCGCGCUCGAGGAGGCCGUCAAGGGCAGGGUAGCAGCCCGCAGCAAGAAGACUAUGGAGGAAGAAGUCCAGUGCAAGAAACUGGCUGAUGUUGCGCUGCGUGACAUCGCCUCCGCCAUGCCCGCGCUCGAGGAGGCCGUCAAGCGCAGCGUGACUGCCCGUAGCAAGAAGACCAUGAAGGAGGUGCAGUGUAAGAAGCUGGCCGACGCCGCGCGCUCGAGGAGGCCGUCAAGCGUGGCUGCCCGCAGCAAGACCAUGGAGGAGGAGGUGCAGUGCAAGAAACUGGCCGACGCCGCGCUACGCGACCUGGCCUCCGCCAUGCCCGCGCUCGAGGAGGCCGUCAAGCGCAGCGUGGCUGCUCGCAGCAAGACAAUGGAGGAGGAGAUACAGUGCAAAAAGUUGGCUGAUGUCGCGCUGCGUGACAUCGCCUCCGCCAUGCCCGCGUUCAAGGAGGCCGUUAAGGCUCUGGACGCGCUGAACAAGAAAGACAUCACAGAAGUGAAGUCUUACGCGAAACCACCUCAAAAGGUAGAAAUGGUGCUAGAGGCUGUGCUGAUCCUGUUACAAAAAGAGCCGACUUGGGCCGAAGCUAAGCGUCAGCUCGGCGACCAGUACUUCCUGGACCGUUUGCGGGAGUUCGACAAGGAUAACAUCUCUGACAAGACACUCAAGAAGAUCGGCACCUACACCGCUAAGCCCGACUUCGACCCAGAGAUUGUGGGCACGGUGUCUUCAGCUGCCAAGUCGCUUUGCUUAUGGGUGAGGGCUAUUGAGAAGUACGGCAAGGUUUACAAAAUCGUGAAACCCAAGAAAGAACGUCUCGAAGAAGCGUUAGAAUCGCUCCGCAUGAAGCAGCAGAUCUUGGCAGAGGCUCGAGCCAAGUUGCGUGAACUCAGCGAGAUGAUCGCUCGCCUGCAGAAGGAGUAUGAUGAGAAGGUGGCGCAGAAGGACGAGCUCGAGCGCAAGUCCAGGCAGCUGCAGCUCAAGUUGGAGCGAGCUGAGGCACUCAUCACGGGCCUGUCGGGUGAAAGGGAACGAUGGGAGCUCACAGUGGAGCGCUUGGACAAGGAGUUCGACAAUCUGCCGGGCGACUGCCUCAUCGCCACCGGCUUCGUGGCCUACCUCGGGCCCUUCGUGUCCGAGUACCGCGAGUCGCUGAUGAGCGACUGGUUUAUGGAGGUGUAUAACGAAAACUUGCCAGUGACAAUGGAUUUGAGCAUGAAAUACUUCCUCCUUGAUGACGCCACACUGAGAGAUUGGAAUUACAUGGGGUUGCCUGACGACAACUUCAGCGCGGAGAACGGCAUCAUAGUGGUGCGCGCCACGCGCUGGCCGCUAGCCGUCGACCCGCAGGGACAGGCGCUCAUCUGGAUCUCGCAUCUCGAGGAGAAGAACGACAUACAGCUUGUCGACUUCGGCCAGCCGAACUACCUCAAGAUAAUGGAGAACUGCCUGACGGACGGCACGCCGGUCAUCGUGCAGAAUGUGGGCGAGGUGCUGGACCCGUCCAUCGCUCCCAUAUUGGACAAGGCUAUCGUCACCAUCGGCACGGCUACCGUCAUCAAGUUCAAUGAGAAGAUGGUGCCGUAUAACAAGAACUUUAAGAUGUAUCUCACUACUAAGCUGGGCAAUCCAGUAUACACGCCUGAGACGCUAACCAAGACGACGAUGGUGAACUUCGCGGUAAAGGAGCAGGGCCUGACGUCACAGCUGCUUGGCAUCGUCGUGCGCAAGGAGCGGCCCCAGCUGGAAUUGAUGAAAGACAACCUCGUCAUGACCAUCGCUAAUAAUAAGAAGACUUUGAUGGACUUGGAAAACGACCUGCUCCGCAUCAUGUACGAGUCGCAAGUACCGCUGCUGGACAACGAGGAGCUGUUUGUGACGCUACAGACGUCACAGCGCACGUCGCUUGAGGUCAAGGAAGCUCUCAUUACUUCCACCGAGACUGAGAAGGAGAUCGACACGGCUAGACAAGGUUACGUCCCAGUGGCAGUCCGCGCCUCCGUGUUAUUCUUCGCGUUGAAUGACCUGUCGCGCAUCGACCCGAUGUACCAGUUCUCCCUGGAUGCUUAUAUCGACCUGUUCAAUUACUCCAUCGACCGCAGCCCUAAGGGCGGCGAGCUGGAAGACCGGAUUAACAACCUGAACGAGUUCCAUACUUAUGCUGUGUACAAGAACACCUGCCGAGCGUUGUUCGAGCGGCACAAGCUGCUGCUGUCUUUCCACAUCGUGUCUCGCAUCCUGUUCCAGAUGGGCAAGCUGAGCACGCACGAGUAUUUGUUUCUGCUCAAGGGCGGCGUCGUGCUCGACCGCUCCGAGCAGCCGGAGAACCCCACUAACUGGAUGCCGGACGAGUGCUGGGACAACGUGACGGAGCUGGACAAGCUGCCGGGCUUCCACGGCGUCAUCGACGCCUUCGAGGUGUUCACCAAGGAGUGGCGCGAGUGGUACCUCAACCCUGAGCCCGAGCUGCAGCCGCUCAUCGGCGACUGGAACGAGAUCUGCAACGACUUCCAGCGGAUCCUGUUCGUUCGCUCGCUGCGCGUGGACCGCGUGUCCGCUUGCAUCACGACCUUCAUCAUCAACGUGCUCGGCCCGCGCUACGUCGAGCCGCCCGUGCUGGACAUCAAGGCGGCGUGGGAGGAGUCUACGUGGAAGACGUCACUUCUAUUCGUGCUGUCUCCAGGCGUGGACCCCACAGCGUCGCUCAUCCAGCUGGCCAUUGACGUCAAGAUGUUCGACAAGUUCCAGUCGCUCAGCCUGGGGCAAGGCCAGGCGCCCACGGCUGCCAAGCCAGGCGCCCACCGCCGCCAAGUAAGAAGCUCCGCUAGUCUAUGUUCAACAGCUCAUCAACCAGGCGGCGUGGGAGGGUUGACGUGGAAGACGUCGCUUCUAUUCGUUCUGUCUCCGGGCGUUGACCCCACAGCGUCGCUCAUCCAGCUGGCCAUCGACGUCAAGAUGUUCGACAAGUUCCAGUCGCUCAGCCUGGGGCAAGGCCAGGCGCCCACGGCCGCCAAGAUGCUAUCGCACGGCAUGAAGGAGGGCGGCUGGGUGUUCCUGGCGAACUGCCACCUGGCGUGCGAGUGGCUGGGCUCGCUGCGAGGCUUCGACAACCCGCGCAUCCACCCGCGCUUCCGGCUGUGGCUCACGUCCAUGCCCGACGACAAGUUUCCCCUUAACGUGCUGCAACGCAGCAUCAAGAUGACCACCGAGCCGCCGCAGGGCCUGAAAGGCAACAUGGUGCGCAUCUUCGCGAACCUGAACGAGGACAAGUUCGACGAGGCGUCGCCCAAGUACCGGCGCCUGCUGUACUGCGUGGCUUUCUUCCACUGCACGCUCAUCGCUCGCAAGCGCUUCCGACAGCUCGGCUAUAAUGCUGUUUACAGCUUCAACGACGCCGACUUUGACGUGUCAGACAACCUCCUAGCCAACUACUUAGAGGAGUACGAGGAGGUGCCGUGGGACGCGCUGCGCUAUCUCUUCGCCAUCAUCAACUACGGCGGCCAUAUCACUGACGACUGGGACAAGCGCGUGCUCAUUGCCUACAUCAAUCAGUUCUUCUGCGAGGAGGCGCUUGACGUGCCCUUCUACAGACUGUCGUCGAUCCCCGCGUACCACAUCCCGCGCGACGGCAGCCUGGAGUCGUACCGCGACUUCCUGGACCUGCUGCCGCCGGCCGAGCGCGCCGAGUCCGUGGGCCAGCACGCCUCGGCCGACGUGGCUACACUAGCGCAGGUUGUAUUGAUCCCCGCAGACUGUCGUCGAUCCCCGCGUACCACAUCCCGCGCGACGGCAGCCUGGAGUCGUACCGCGACUUCCUGGACCUGCUGCCGCCGGCCGAGCGCGCCGAGUCCGUGGGCCAGCACGCCUCGGCCGACGUGGCUACACUAGCGCAGGUUGUAUUGAUCCCCGCAGACUGACGACGAUCCCCGCGUACCACAUCCCGCGCGACGGCAGCCUGGAGUCGUACCGCGACUUCCUGGACCUGCUGCCGCCGGCCGAGCGCGCCGAGUCCGUGGGCCAGCACGCCUCGGCCGACGUGGCUACACUAGCGCAGGUUGUAUUGAUCCCCGCAGACUGUCGUCGAUCCCCGCGUACCACAUCCCGCGCGACGGCAGCCUGGAGUCGUACCGGGACUUCCUGGACCUGCUGCCGCCGGCCGAGCGCGCCGAGUCCGUGGGCCAGCACGCCUCGGCCGACGUGGCUACACUAGCGCAGGAUACCCUAAUCAUGUGCUCGACGCUGUUUGCGCUGGCAUCCACUGGGGGCGGCGGAGCUGGCGGUGGAGAAGACCAGAAGGUGGACGAGCUGGCAGCAGAAAUGCUGGUGAAGCUUCCGUUCAAGAUCGACGUGGAGACCACGGAGCGGAUGAUGGGCCCCGAGAUCGUCAUGCCCAUGUGUGUGUCGCUGCUCCAAGAGAUCGGAUACUACAACGUGCUCAUUGCCAGCAUUACGGCCGGACUCAAGGAGUUGCGUCGCGCCAUCGAAGGUCUAGUCGUCAUGUCCGACAUGCUGGAGAUCAUGUACUCUUGCAUCUUCGAAGGCAGAGUGCCGUCCUUUUGGCAGAAAGGUCGUCCGUCCAUGAAGCCCCUAGGCGCGUGGUGCCGCGAGCUUUACUUGCGGGGUGCACACCUCCACGCGUGGGCCAACGCACCGCGCGCGCCGCCCACGCUGUGCUGGCUGCCCGCGCUCGUGGCGCCCACCGGCUUCCUCACCGCCGUCAUGCAGACAACGGCCCGCGGCGAGGGCUGGCCCAUAGACACGCUGUGCUGGGAGUUCUCCGUCAUGCCUCUCGAGGAGUCCGGCUUCGUGCGACCGCCGCGCGACGGAGGCGUCUAUGUCAGGGGCCAGUACCUCGAAGGCGCCAGCUGGUUCAAAAAAGAGGGCCACCUGCAGGAGCCGCUGCCCAUGCAGCUGGUGUUCCCGCUCACGCCCAUACACUUCAAGCCCAUCCGCGCUACGGGCCGGAGGCUCAAAAAUCGCUACGUGUGCCCGUGCUACUACUACCCCAUGCGCAAGGGUGCCUUCGUGGUGGCCGUCGACCUGCCCUCGGGCAAGGAGACGGCCGACUUCUGGGUGAAGCGCGGGACGGCUCUGCUGUGCACGCUCGCCACAUAAAUUCUGACGUUGUACCGUGUGGACUUAGAUUUAUUAAACCGAUUCAAUUUAAAAGAGUCUUUGUUAUUUUUAGUACAGUUGGCCGCGCUAACAUAGAACAAAAUUGAGUUUUCUCAAAGAUGCUCUCUUCCGUUUUAUUUCGACGUUGCCGUUUAGCGUUGCGCUUCAUUUGUGACUACACAAAACAAGCGUGGGGUAUUAUCUACACUAAUAUUAUAAAGAGGAAAACUUUGUUUGUUUGUUUGUUUGUUUGGUUGUAAUGAAUAGGCUCAAAAACUACCGAACCGUUUUUAAAAAUUCUUUCAUCAUUCGAAAGCUACAUUAUCCACGAGUAACAUAGGCUAAAUUUUAUUUUGGAAAAACAUAGGGUUCAGGGGUCCACGCGCGCAAAGCCGCGGGCGGAAAGCUAGUUAAUAAAUAAAACAUAAAAUAUUAAUCAUGAUUAAUAUUUAUUUAUAUAUUUUUAUUUUACAAUAUAACAGUGGUAAAAACCGAAAUGUAUGUAGACUUAAAACUUAAUAAUACAGAUAAUAUAUACCGUUAGUUAUUUAAAUCUGAACACCGGAAGAAUUUGCGACCAGAAAGGACAUCAGUUAGGUGGCAGAAAAGUAUUUAUCGACGCAGAGCAACAGUUAGUAUGUUUCUAAUAUACAUACGAGUAUACAUUGUAUGUCAUACAUAUUUUUAUUCUAAGGAUUAUUAGACUACACCGGCUUGUGGUGUAUGAAAUGGAAUGGAUUAUCCAUUUAUUCAGGUUUUAUUUGUGAGUCUUGUGUAAUAGAUGUUAAUAUGAAUUAAGUAACUUUAAAUAUUAUAUAGGAAUUUAAAUAUAACGGGGAUAUUCUAUGAUAAAUCUUGACAAUAAAAUAAGGUUAUUAAAUAUGUUUUGGAAACUAUUACUCUGUUGUUAUGGACG